Molecule: messenger RNA, 4008 nt
Organism: Manis pentadactyla (Chinese pangolin)
Lineage: Eukaryota; Metazoa; Chordata; Mammalia; Pholidota; Manidae
Gene: TPO
Product: thyroid peroxidase
Exons: 16
Coding region: 661-3594 (977 amino acids)
Biological process (GO): thyroid hormone generation; response to oxidative stress
Cellular component (GO): membrane
Molecular function (GO): calcium ion binding; iodide peroxidase activity; heme binding
Source: RefSeq, a predicted model, not a curated record
GACUUGUCCAUUUUCUGAACUUAUCGUUGAAAUCUACAAAGUGGGGCCAGAGGGGCCGAUCUCUGGGCGGGACGGGGAGUGUGGGCCUUACCUCAGGGCAGCAACCUGGGCGCAGGGCGGGAGUCAGGGGCCAUCAGAACAAAUCAGCUACAGAAAGCCUUCGAUCAGGACAACUGGGAUGGGGCUGGGCCAUCAUCUUCCCAGCCAGCAAUUCUGAGGCCAUUUUACCAGCAGGGAAAACACGUCAUGAGAAAUUCCAUGUGCAUUUAGGAAUUUUACUCACCACUUUUACAGAGGCUAAAUUCCUGACAUUAUUCAGCUUUUCAAUGUACAUGUAUUAUAGGAAACAGAUUUAUUCUAUCCCCAGGAACUUUAUCUGACAUCACCUUGAAGUCAAACAGGUUGUCAUUAAGCCAUUUUGGUGACUUUAGUCGCUGGGUAACAGAGACCCGUUUUCCUGUGACGGGGAGAGGAAGGGCCUGCUGAGCCCGGUGGACCGUAUUCUGGUUUGGGGCCAAUUCAGAGUCGUCCAGGGCUUCAUGGCUUCUGAGAAUCGGCCCCGACGCAGAGCCUAGUGAGCGAAGACUCAGCUGGUGGAGACCCUCACCAAGCUGCCCGGACGCAGGCCCUGCUGACUGCGCGUGUCUGGCAGGUUCCAGCAUGAGGAAGCUCGUCCUGUGCGUGGUGCUGCUGGCCGCCUGCACCUGCGGGCUCUUCCCCUUCAUCUCGAGAGAAAAAGAUCUCCUCUGGGGACAGACGGAGGAGCCGCGUGCGGCCAGCGCCCCGGAGCAGGGCCUGCUCCUGACGGACAAGGGCCCCCACGGAGCGGGGAGAAGGUACAGCCCGGGGAGGGCGCGGGGGGACACACCGCCUGCCCCCAGCACUGGCUGCGUCCUUGGGGGUCUCUGCCUACUCACCUAUUUUAAUUUCCAAGGUUACCUCCAAAAUUGGCCCCAUGUCUCCACAAUACACGUCAGGGGAACUCACGUGGGCCACUUUCCAGGAUCACGUGCAGGAAACCUCCACCGAAGGGAAGUAAUUUCUUCAUCACAUUCCAAACUCCCUGAGCCCACGAGCGGAGCGAUCUCCCGGGCGGAGAUCAUGGAAGCAUCCGUGCAGACAAUGACAAGAGCUUCCCCAAGACGCAAGGGAUCCCAGCUGCUGACUGAUGUUUUAUCAGAAGACCUACUGAACUCAGUGGCAAGUAUGUCCGGAUGCCUGCCGCACAGGCUGCCCCCAAAAUGCCCAGACACUUGCCUGGCGAACAAACACAGGCUGAUCACGGGGGCUUGCAACAACAGGGUCCAUCCCCGGUGGGGAGCCUCCAACACAGCCCUGGCCAGAUGGCUGCCCCCUGCCUACGAAGACGGCAUCAGUGAACCCCGAGGCUGGAACUCCCACUUCCUGUACAACGGGUUCCCGCUGCCCCCGGUCUGGGAGGUGACAAGGCGAGUCAUUCAAGCUCCCAACGAAGCGGUCACGGACGAUGGCCAAUAUUCUGACCUCCUGAUGGUGUGGGGGCAAUAUAUCGGUCAUGACAUCGCGUUCACACCCCAGAGUACCAGCAGAGCCGCGCUGGGUGGAGCAGCUGACUGUCAGCUGACGUGUGAGAAGCAAAGCCCUUGUUUUCCAAUACAGCUCCCCGCCAACGCUUCGCGGACGCCGGCCUGUUUGCCCUUUUUCCGCUCGUCUGCCGCCUGCGGCACGGGCGCCCAAGGCGCCUUCUUUGGCAACCUGUCCAGGGCAAACCCGCGGCAGCAGGUGAACGGAUUUACCUCCUUCCUGGACGCGUCCACGGUGUACGGCAGCUCCCCGGCCGCGGAGCGGCAGCUGCGGAACUGGACCAGCGCCGAAGGGCUGCUCCGCGUCAACGCGCGCCACCGCGACGCCGGCCGCGCGCACCUGCCCUUCGCGCCCCCGCCCGCGGCCUGCGCGCCCGAGCCCGGCGCCCGCGCGCCCCGCGCGCCCUGCUUCCUGGCCGGGGACGGCCGCGCCAGCGAGGUCCCCGCCCUGACGGCGCUGCACACGCUGUGGCUGCGCGAGCACAACCGCCUGGCCGCCGCGCUCAAGGCCCGCAACGCGCACUGGAGCGCCGACACCGCCUACCAGGAGGCGCGCAAGGUGGUGGGCGCCCUGCACCAGAUCAUCACCAUGCGGGACUACGUGCCCAAAAUCCUGGGCCCCGAGGCCUUCCAGCAGCACGUGGGCCCCUACACAGGCUAUGACCCCUCUGUGGACCCCACCGCGUCCAACGUGUUCUCCACGGCCGCGUUCCGCUUCGGCCACGCCACGGUGCACCCGCAGGUGCGGAGGCUGGACGCCCGCUUCCAGGAGCACCCCACGCUCCCCCCACUGCGGCUAAAGGAUGCCUUCUUCAGCCCCUGGAGGCUGCUCAAGGAAGGGGGUGUGGACCCCCUCAUAAGGGGCCUUCUGGCGAGACCUGCCAAGCUGCAGGUGCAGGACCAGCUGAUGAACGAGGAGCUGACGGAGAGUCUGUUCGUGCUGUCCGGCGACGAGGCCCUGGACCUGGCAUCGCUCAACCUGCAGAGGGGCCGGGACCAUGGCCUGCCAGGUUACAAUGAAUGGAGAGAGUUCUGUGGCUUACCCAGGCUGCAGACGCAGGCCGACUUGCACACCGCCAUCACCAGUGGGAGCCUCGUGGACAGAAUAAUGGCCUUGUACCAGCACCCUGAUAACAUUGAUGUCUGGCUGGGCGGCUUGGCUGAAGACUUCCUCCCACAGGCACGCACGGGGCCACUAUUUGCAUGCAUCAUUGGAAAACAGAUGAAGGCCCUGAGGGACGGUGACCGGUUUUGGUGGGAAAACAGCCUGGUGUUCAGUGAAGCUCAAAGGCACCAGCUGGAGAAGCAGUCCCUGUCUCGGGUCAUCUGCGACAACACAGGGCUCAGCAGCGUGCCCGCCGACGCCUUUCGGGUUGGGACGUUUCCCCAGGACUUUGAGCCGUGUGCAGACAUUCCAAGCCUGGACCUGGAGGCGUGGCGGGAAGCCACUCCUCACGGGGACAUGUGUGGCGUCCCAGACAAAGUGGACAAUGGCGACUUCGUGCUCUGCGAGGAAUCUGGGAGGCAUGUGCUAGUGUACACCUGUCGUCACGGAUUUGAGCUUCUGGGGCAGGAGCAGGCCACGUGCACCCACCAAGGAUGGGAUUCCCGGCCCCCCAUCUGCGAAGACAUCAAUGAGUGUGAGGACCCGGGGGCACCUCCCUGCCAUGCUUCGGCCCAUUGCGAGAACACCAAGGGAGGCUUCCUGUGCAAGUGCUCGGACCCCUAUGUGCUGGGCGAGGAUGGCAGGACCUGUCUAGACUCCGGGAGGCUCCCAAAGGCGUCCCUGGUCUCCAUCGUGCUGGGUGCCCUGCUGGUGGGCGGCCUGGCGGGCCUCGCCUGGACAGUGAUUGGCAGAUGGACACGUGCCAGCUCCACGUCUUCACUGCCCAUCAUGGAGAGUCGUGGACAAGUGGCUUCCCAGCUGGGCUGCAGGAAAUGCCAGGACACGAGUGUUCCCCAGCUCAGCGCCCAGGCUCCCAGCACAGAGCAGGACCCGGCCUGUGGAUCCCACACCCUCCUCUGCAAGUAGAACCAGCUGUCACUCUGCUUGGAAACCGGGUGUCAGCAAGUGUUGAUCCCAGCUGAUGACUAGGCAUGACAGUCCAUCCGGGCUCAGGACCUUCCUUCCGGCACAGUGGGGAGAAGCGCCCGCCCAAGCCUUUCCCGUGGGCAUCAGGCGCACACGCUUCUGCAGAGUCCGGUUGGGCGGCACUCACAUUGCCUCGGGCUGUCACGGGGCUGUGGGCAGACGUGGCUGCCGGCACAUGCACGUGUCAAAUGCCUGAACAGGACAAACUGAAUGGGUAUCAAACACUCAAGAUAGUUUUGUGUUUCACCACCGACACAGUUUUCCAAAUAAAGGUGAAUCAGCGUCACAUUCCAUUUUUGGCCACACUCAGGUGAAAGAACCCUACACCCAAGGCUGUCUAGCACCUCUGUUUAC